Messenger RNA from Gracilinanus agilis (Agile Gracile Mouse Opossum), 1130 nucleotides. Its product is annotated as solute carrier family 25 member 39-like. The record is from RefSeq and is a predicted model, not a curated record. The transcript is spliced from 12 exons. Gene Ontology annotation, biological process: mitochondrial transmembrane transport. Lineage: Eukaryota; Metazoa; Chordata; Mammalia; Didelphimorphia; Didelphidae. The annotation marks the transcript as partial.
GGAGCCGGUAGCGUGAAGAUGGGGGACGCUUAGAGCUACGUCUUCUCCCCCAUUACGACGAUGGGCUCGCCCGGCGACGGCGGCACGAGGACACCGACCCCCCGCGGGGCCUGGGGCAGGCAAGAGACAGUGUAAUGGCAGAGAAGGCACCUGGGGGCAUUAGCCCCCUACAGCAGAUGGUGGCAUCAGGCACAGGGGCCCUCGUUACCUCCAUUUUCAUGACCCCACUGGAUGUGGUAAAAGUCCGACUACAGUCCCAGCGUCCUUCUCCCACUAGUGGGCUGGCACAAUCCCAGGGGUCCUGGAGCAUCCCCUACACUAAAUGGAGGUGUAUGCUUUACUGCAAUGGCAUCCUAGAGCCCCUCUAUCUGUGUCAGAAUGGCUCCCGAUGUGCUGUCUGGUACCAGCAUCCCACCUACUUCACUGGCACCAUGGAUGCCUUUGUGAAGAUUACUCGGCAUGAGGGUGCUAGGACCUUGUGGAGUGGCCUCCCUGCGACUCUAGUAAUGACAGUGCCUGCCACCGCUAUAUACUUUACCACCUAUGACCAGCUCAAGGCUCUCCUGUGCAGCCGAACUGUGACUUCUGACCUCUAUGCGCCCAUGGUGGCAGGGGCUAUGGCCCGACUGGGUACUGUGACUGUGAUCAGCCCCCUGGAAUUGGUGAGAACAAAGCUUCAGGCUCAGCAUCUGUCCUACCGUGAACUUGGGGCCUGUGUCCGGGCAGCCGUGUCCCAGGGUGGCUGGCGCUCUCUGUGGCUUGGCUGGGGUGCCACUGCAUUGAGGGAUGUGCCUUUCUCAGCCCUGUACUGGUUUAACUAUGAGUUAGUGAAGACAUGGCUUUGUAAGAUGGCAGCCAAGGACCGAACUUCAGUCGGCAUCAGCUUUGUGUCUGGAGCCUUCUCAGGAACAGUGGCUGCUGUGCUCACACUGCCUUUCGAUGUGGUGAAAACUCAGCGUCAGAUGGAGCUGGGAAGUGUGGGAGCCUUGAGAGUGACAUCCCCACGCUCCACUUCCACCUGGCUGCUGCUCCGGCGGAUUCAGGCUGAAUCUGGGGCCAGAGGACUCUUUGCAGGCUUCCUCCCACGGAUCAUCAAGGCAGCCCCCUCCUGUGCCAUUAUGAUCAGCACC